Messenger RNA from Athalia rosae (coleseed sawfly), 993 nucleotides. RefSeq names its product putative glycine-rich cell wall structural protein 1. The record is from RefSeq and is a predicted model, not a curated record. The coding region runs from base 16 to 612 and encodes 198 amino acids. Lineage: Eukaryota; Metazoa; Arthropoda; Insecta; Hymenoptera; Athaliidae. The transcript is spliced from 6 exons.
UCACAGUCUUCGACCAUGCGGCAUCGAGUGGGAACAAUUCUGGUGGCAUUCGUUGUACUCAACGUCCUGUACGACGUGGUGGUAGCAUGUAGCGCGGGUGGCGGCGGGGGUGCAGGCGGUAGGGGAGGUGGCGGCGGAGGAGGUGGAGGAGCGGCGAGUUGGUGGGGUGGAGGGAGUCGGGGUCAAGAUGGACAAAAUGGCUUCCCAUGGGGUUCAGCUGGUGCGGGAGGUGCAGGAGGUUCCGUAGAUCGCGUUAGAGGUGGUCGCGGAGGUUCUGGAGGACGAGGAGGUGGUGGCGGUGGGGGUGGGGGAGCGUCUGGUUGGUUUCCCGGACUAGCUAUUCCCGGUCGAAGCGGUCAAAUAAACCACCCCUGGGGAAUCGCGAUUGGGGGUAACGGUGGUAACUCCGGUGGACGAGGCGGCGGAGGCGGUGGCGGAGGAGCUUCGAGUUGGUGGGGCGGAACUGUCCGCGGUCAAGACGGAGAAGACGCUCGUCCCGACGGUUCAGGGGGACGUGGAGGUGCGGGUGCCGGUGGGGGUGGCAAUGGGGGUGACGGAGGUUCCGCGUACGGCGGUAGAGGUGGUCGCGGUGGUUACGCCGGACGAGGCUAAACACAAAAUAAAUGCAAAUGAUCCGGUGCAAGACUCGCACGCUCAGGGUUCCUUACCAUCAACCAUAUUAUUAGCCAUUGCGUAGCCGUUGGAAACGUCAUAACAGUUUUUUCUCUGUAAAAUACAUGUAGUAUUCUCGAAAAUAUUAACUGGAAGAAAAAACUAGUCUUGAGAUCCACGAGGAAAACGGUUAAUAUCACCAAAUGGCGCGAACGAUGUCAAUUGCAUUAAUCUCGAGUAUUUCGAGUGUGAGUUACUGUACUGAAUAAAAACGAAAUAAUUGCAUGUCAUAAAUAUUAUACGAAUAAGCAGUCCUGUCAAUUGUACUAGUUUUCAGAAACGUUCCAUUGAUAUUGUCAAUAAAUUAUCGGCCGUUACGAA